Saprolegnia diclina VS20 is the source of this 1137-nucleotide messenger RNA. RefSeq lists its product as hypothetical. The coding region runs from base 122 to 940 and encodes 272 amino acids. NCBI's taxonomy places the organism in Eukaryota, Oomycota, Saprolegniomycetes, Saprolegniales, Saprolegniaceae. The transcript has 2 exons. The record is from RefSeq and is a predicted model, not a curated record.
CUCAAAACGCAUAGUGCACGACGUAUGCAAUGCACGCUUGACAGGGACGGCCAAUCGGCAUGUCGCACAGUCGUAAGUUGCGCAGACGACGGGCUCUCGCAGCAGCAUCUUUGAAGCCACCAUGGGCCGCCUACAUGUCAUGGUCCUAUGCCUUCUCGUCGCCGCCGUCGCCGCGACGGCGUCGCCCGACUGCACGGUCGCCUGCCUCGGUGUCGCGACCGCCGCCGCCGACACGCCGUGCACGUACACCACGAAUGCAUCAACGCGCGCGACGACCUGUUUGUACAUGCCAGCGGCGCAGUGCGCAACGCUGCUUCAUGGAACUCUAUGUGUGGUCCGGCACAACCAUACCGCGGGUCUCCUUGGCGAAAAGACGACCACCACUCUCAACACGACCACACGCAUCGUGGCGCCAGUGUCGACCAGCGAGCCACCGCCACCCAUCGCGACGCCCGACACUACGUCGUCGUCGUCAUCGACGAUCGUCGCCCUCGGUGCCGCCGCGGGCAUGCUCGUCGUCAUUAUCGUUGUCAUUGUCUUGUGGUACCGGUGCAAGGUAGCACAAAAGCAGCAAGCCCACCAAAGCUCGGCGUUCAGCCUCGUGGGAUCGACCCGGCGUCCGUACCAGCCGACGUUGCACGACACACUGCGGUCGCCGACGCCCGAAGUCUGGGCGCGCAAGUACUCGCUCUUCGCGUCCGGGCUAAGCAAGGUACCCAAGAGCUCAAACGCGUCGUACUUGGACACAGUCACGUCGUCGAGCGUCGAUCCGUGGGUCUUUAAGGAGCACGACUUGAGUUCGUCCAACUGCUCGGACAUGGCGCUGUCCCAGAGCGUCGUCAUGAUGCGGGACACGGCCACGUUCACGCGCGACGACGACUUCUUCGAUCUGACUGGCGUCUACGCGCCGCCCGAGACGACGAGCGUUCCCCGUUUGUGAGUUGCAUCGUGUGUGUGUCUCUGUCGGUGACUAUCUAUUACUCUGUCUUAUUUAAAUCAACAAGUCCAAGUUGCGUGAUUGGCAAGACCACACCGACGGUGGUGGUAUCGCCCGAAGUACACAAAUGUCAUGAAAACGUGUACUAUCUGAAGCAGCGUGUAGACUCGGCCAUUCUUAGUUGCAAAAUCUUAUCGAGA